GGUACAUCGAGUUACUUGUUCUUGUUCUGAGCAUUUCAUUAAUGCCAACAAGUCAUGGAAGAAUAGGAUACAAUAACAAGUGUAUAGUGAAUAGUACAGCACAUGUUGAGAAGUAUGACAGAGUGUUUGUGUUUGUUGGGGACUUCAAGGGAUUGGUCUCUAAAAGGCAACCAUGGCCCGAAACAUUCAUUGAAAUUCAUAAGUUGGCAGGAAGGACAAACAGGAGCCAGGUUAUACAAGAAGGAAGAAAUGCACUUGACUAUUACAAGAUCAGGUUUGGAAUAGAUGUAAGUCACUUGGUUACUGAUGAUCAGAUUUACAAUGGAGAGGAUGUAGCACUCGGGGAUUACACAUUCUCUCCAUUGCCUAACUAUUGGGUAGAAAGUCCAUAUCGUUUGAUUAUUGAGUCGAAGGGAAAUAAGGCACACUAUUACAGAAACGCACCAGAAGUUGUCCAAACUUUAUUUAUUCUAAAAAUACACAGUGAACUGGCAGCAGGAGGUACCUAUAACAAGACACUUUAUCCUGGAGAUGUUCUAGUGUAUGGUGAUUAUAUAAUUAAGACACCAAGGCGCUGUUCAAUGGAUGGUUUAACUAUAAUCCGUUUCCUUUCCGACCCCCUGAGAGCUCAUGGAGGGAAUGGCAUUAUCACGCAUGCUGACUAUGGAACAGGCUCUUCUCAACUGUCAUUUGUUAAAAGUGAUGAUGGAUUUACUAAAGCAACAAAUGUUCUUCGUUUUCCAGCUAAUUAAAUUACCACAAUUAUUGAACCGGUAAUGAUAUAACCAGCGUUAUACAUAGCUUUUAAAUUGUUUAUGAGAAAAUUAUUAUCAAAGAACUAAU
Messenger RNA from Owenia fusiformis, 843 nucleotides. NCBI's taxonomy places the organism in Eukaryota, Metazoa, Annelida, Polychaeta, Sabellida, Oweniidae. The record is from the annotation of a GenBank genome assembly.